This is a messenger RNA of Lasiosphaeria miniovina, 877 nucleotides long. RefSeq lists its product as uncharacterized. Lineage: Eukaryota; Fungi; Ascomycota; Sordariomycetes; Sordariales; Lasiosphaeriaceae. Bases 62 to 520 code for a protein of 152 amino acids. The record is from RefSeq and is a predicted model, not a curated record. The transcript is spliced from 2 exons.
ACCCAAAUACCACAUCGCUAGUUGACUGCCCUGACUGCCUGCCCUGCUUAUUGACAAUACGAUGCCCAACAACGCCCUCAAAAGGGCGUCACGAAGGAGGCUGCAACGUAUGAGACGCAUGCGGCUAUGUGUAUUGCUUGUCGUCGCCCUGGCCAUGCCCCGGAGACCGUAUACGGCGGUUAAUAUCAACGUACUGAAGGGUCAGUUUGUCACGCACGACCUGCUUCACGGCCAUGCAGGCAAGUUAUUUGGUCUUAUUCGUAUGCGAGCACCUACCUUCUUCGCUUUGGUUACCUGGUCGAGGCAUAAUACAACCCUACAAGCCUCGCGGCACGUAGGUCUCGAAGAAAAGGUCCUCAUUUUCAUGGUGGUAGUAUCGCCAGUACUUUCGGCUACCCUUAUCCUUGCGAGCCGAAAGAUCAGACUACCCGAGCCAGCAACACCACGAAAAAUCGAGACCAACCCGAUCUAUUACCCAUACUUUUCCAAUUGCCUAGGUGCAAUAACGGCUUUUGCUUAACUGGGGGCAGUUGGUGAAAGUCGCCGAGUAGUAUUAUGUUACGAUCCCGGUCUAGAGUGAAGGAGGCGCUCUGAAGCCUCCCUUAGAUUAGGCAGUCACACCUAGGAAGGCGAGGCCUUCCUUGGGCCGAUGCACCCAAUUUAGAAGCGCUCAGGGCGAUCGGUCGCCAAGACAUACUGAGCGCACUGAGCAGGGUGAUCAGUAUUGCUCAGGGUGAUCAGGGACUGAUCACUACUGAGCACGCUGAGCACUCUGGAACGAACCCUGAUUGGUUAUUCAUAGUUCUAUAUAGGAAGCUAGAGGAACACUCUCUGGGAGUUAGUUCCUCAGCUAUCAAUGCAUAUGGUUUAUCAUUCA